AUUGAAAAAAGCGCGAGUUUUAAAACUGAAAUGGAGAAGAUGCAUAAUGCCCAUUACUUCUCAUUAUCUUCCCAAGGGAAUAUCUACACAGUUACGAUACUUCGUUUAGCAAAUAAUACAAACAAAUUAUUGGUGGCGUCUUUACGAAGAGAAAUCAUCUACUUUGAAUAUUUGCAAGGUCCUACCGGCAUAUUAAUACCGAGUACCAAAGAAGUUUCAUUUACGUAUCUACCAAAAGGGGCCGAAAUUAUUUCUAUGGAUGCAUUUAAUAAAUCCGAAACCGCCAAUGACUUUGUAAUAGGAAUUACAAUUAUUAAAAAUAGCACAGAUUUACACGCAUUGGAAACAUUUCUGAAUAUUUACUCAGGAUGGGAGGAAACCAAAGAUUUCAACAUGGAGGUUAUUUCUCAAAAUUGCCUAAAUAAUAUCGAAUUAAAAUACAUUCCCUAUCAACUAACGCAUACCUUUUUAACUGUAUGGCUAGGUGACAAUUUGCUCAACAAAGAAAUCGUGUUCCUACUUUCCGGAAGUGAUUGUAAAAUACAUAUGUAUCAGGAGAACAAAUUAAAUCACACUUACAAGGAGAUGGAGAUUGGCGAAUAUUUUCCAGAGUUUUUGAAACCUCCCACUGUUGUAAUGUGGAUGGACAUAUAUUACUAUAGCGAAUAUUCAAAGAGACUGACAGCCUUUGGAUGUGAAUGUGGUUACAUGCGACUUUGUUGUGUGAACGUCAAAAUCUCUACAAUACUGUACAACUUCUCCACAGACUUCAACAACACUAUUUCAAGCGUCUACAUUUACCCCAACGAGCGAAACUUUAAACAACCAACUUUUAUUAAAGACGUUUAUGCAAUGGAACCAAAAGAAAAUACGGAUCCCGUUAUUAACUUAAUAGUUACAAACACCCUUCUACCACCCGUCUGUUUUCGAGAUAUCCUGCGGCAUGGUUUACGCAGGUAUGAUGCAUUACCGAGGCUCGAUCUGACUAGCGUUUUAACCAGUACCGAAAUCGCCAACGUAAAUUUUGACGGAAGUAAUCAAAUUUUUAUCGGAACCAGCAAUCACGAGCUAAUUGCAUAUGAAUGGGACGGUGAAGAAUGGUUUGUGUCCAACAUUCGUACUUUUGCUUCUCCAAUAUUUGGCGUAAAAUAUCACGACAUUACUGGGGAUGGUGUUAAGGAAUUAAUUGUUUUGACUAUGAAGGGGAUUAUUAUUUUACAACAUGAUAUUUCAAAUGUUAAUGAAGUUUUGUUGAACAAACUUAAAACGAUAUCCAUACCUGAUAUAAAGCGGUUAACAUUAAAUUAAAUGGUUAAAUAAAUUGUUUUAUAUA
This is a messenger RNA of Photinus pyralis (common eastern firefly), 1333 nucleotides long. Its product is annotated as KICSTOR complex protein kaptin-like. The record is from RefSeq and is a predicted model, not a curated record. Gene Ontology annotation, molecular function: actin filament binding. NCBI's taxonomy places the organism in Eukaryota, Metazoa, Arthropoda, Insecta, Coleoptera, Lampyridae. Bases 31 to 1308 code for a protein of 425 amino acids. Gene Ontology annotation, biological process: cellular response to amino acid starvation; negative regulation of TORC1 signaling; actin filament organization. Gene Ontology annotation, cellular component: KICSTOR complex; lamellipodium; actin cytoskeleton. The transcript is spliced from 8 exons.